Messenger RNA from Lottia gigantea (owl limpet), 1800 nucleotides. RefSeq lists its product as hypothetical. Gene Ontology annotation, biological process: motile cilium assembly; axonemal dynein complex assembly. NCBI's taxonomy places the organism in Eukaryota, Metazoa, Mollusca, Gastropoda, Lottiidae. Bases 1 to 1425 code for a protein of 474 amino acids. The transcript has 18 exons. The record is from RefSeq and is a predicted model, not a curated record.
AUGGCUGAUGGGUUUGGUAGUAUCACUUGGUGGGGAUUUUCCCCUGCUUUAGAUUUACAAGAAAAUGGAAUUGAUGAAAUGUUGAAAAAAUUGAAAAUAAAACAUGAUUCAGGUGAAGAAGAGUUGAAUAUUUUAUUGGUUGGGGCUGGAGAUAUUAGACAUAUUUUAACAACUAUAGCCAGAUCCUGGAGACAUUCCCCUCAUAAACUCCAUUUUUAUGUGUUGGAAACAUCAUUAGAACUGUAUGCUAGAGAUAUGUUAUUAUUAAACAUUGCCCUGGAACCUCAGAAUAGAAUGGGUUUACAAGAGAAAACUGAGCUAUUUUUAGAAGUUUAUAGUAAUACGUUUAUAAGACAACAAACCUGUGAAAAUAUUCAGUCUCUGUCUACAGAAUUUAUCAAAAUGGUGACAGAUUUUGAUUAUUUAGAGAAAAAACUUCCAGUGUUUGAUCUGUCACAGUUAAAGUUUAAAGAAAGGGAUUUUCUGGAAGGAAUUUUUAAAUUUUGGAGAAAUCCUGAUAAAGCUGUUUUUGAUGUGGAGAAAUGUUGGGAUCUGAGAGAAAGAAAGAGACUAGGUGUAAGAUAUGAUUCCAAGAAAAAUGUAUAUGACUGGGAUUAUCAUAUGAAACUUAUUGAUACUGGGGCUGACAUUAUACAUAAAGUAGAAUACAAUAACUGGAGAGAGAGUGGUAUAGCAUUUACAAUCCGAGAUGGAACGUAUGAUAUACCGAAUAAAACUCUGGCGUCUGGUAUGGUCUUUACUCAGGAGGGAGAGAAACAUGCUCGCCGUGGUUACUGGGGUGACAUGGUUGUUGGACCCUUUCUAACUUUUGGUAUUGAAUCAGAGGAAAAAUCAUUUUUUAAGAAAAACAAUGAUCAAUAUACAAAGACAUGUGAGAAUGUAUGUGAAUAUAACGUGAUGUCUCUACUGUAUGAAUUAAUAAACAAAGAUAGGUAUAUCUUACCUAAACCAGAAACUCAACCUGAGUCAGCCAAGCUUACAGAAAUAACAGAAGAGGAAGAAGAAGCAGAAGAGGAAGUGACAUCAUCAGUAACUAAUGGCAACCAGGAGGCAGAUAAUCAACAUAAAGAAAUGAUACCAGUUGACAAUGUAAAAAUCACCUUCCUUCCUAUUAACUCAAUUGAUGAUGUCAAGAAGAAAUCCAAAUAUCAAAAAUUAUUUCAUAUGUUAUACUUCUCUAAUAGUAUGGUGCACCAUCUGAAACCUGAUAUUACUUCUGUUCUAAAAGAUGAUGCCAGUUUAAUCUUAGAAUCAGCUAAGUUUAUGAUAGAAUUAAAACCUGAACAAAUUGAAGAAUAUGGUUCCAAGAUAACAGAAAUGGCUGAAACAGCUGGGUUUAAGGUGAAGAAACCAUUCGAUGGAAAAAAAGAAAACUUUUUAUCAGCUGUUUAUCACAGAACGUGACAUAAAAAUUGUGAAGUGAAUUCAGCACCUUGGGACAGGGUGAAGUAGGGGGAUCCUGAUUCUAAGACGACAUUAUGACCAGCCUUCCCAGCUAGCAAUACAAUACAAAUUACUAUCUGGUUUGAUUUUUUAUCAUUGUAUCGUCCGCAUCUUAGACAUUUGAUUUACAAUAUUCCAUUCUAUUCCCAUUUUUCAUGCAUGAUCCUUUAAAUAGUGUUUUAGUAAAUAAUAUAUUUUUUAACGAUCAAAAUGAAAUGAAAGUAAUGGAGUUUUACGUCCUACUAUCCUGAUUAACCAAUCAAAGAGCAUUAUUCAUUCUGCCCAUUGUUUAUUCCAUCUGAAUUAUUUAUACAUGUAUUUAUUAAAUAUUUUUAU